This is a messenger RNA of Corythoichthys intestinalis (scribbled pipefish), 4892 nucleotides long. RefSeq names its product glycerol-3-phosphate dehydrogenase [NAD(+)], cytoplasmic. Gene Ontology annotation, molecular function: glycerol-3-phosphate dehydrogenase [NAD(P)+] activity; protein homodimerization activity; NAD binding. Gene Ontology annotation, biological process: glycerol-3-phosphate catabolic process; carbohydrate metabolic process. The record is from RefSeq and is a predicted model, not a curated record. Gene Ontology annotation, cellular component: cytosol; glycerol-3-phosphate dehydrogenase (FAD) complex. Bases 3475 to 4416 code for a protein of 313 amino acids. The transcript has 8 exons. NCBI's taxonomy places the organism in Eukaryota, Metazoa, Chordata, Actinopteri, Syngnathiformes, Syngnathidae.
UACUAGAGAGAGGGAGUGUAAAGGUGUUGGACAAGGUGAACUUUAAGAGCAUGGCCAGCUCCUCUGUGGUCCUCGUUGCUACUUUGCUAGCCUAAUUAGCAGCAGAACACCGGUCGCCGGUGGCAACAGCUAGCUAGCCAGCUGAUUUUCCUUAGAGCAUUUGCUUUGCUGGGCUCUGUGUUGUUUUACUUUAACAGUACCGAUGAUAAACGGUGAGGCAUGUCGUUCUCUGACUACACUCCAAAUAGAAGUGUACUGUGAAGGGCUGUCACUGACUUUUUGUAGUACAGUAAUAGUAGAGUCUCGCUUUCGGCACCUGUCUUUAAAAAGCUUCAUGACGUCAUACGCGGAUGUGUCAGUUGUUGCAGAAAUGAAACCAAUGCAUUUCAUUCAUAUUACCUAUAAAUCCUAUUAAAUGUUCCAUUCGGAUGUAAUUUAAAAAAAAAAAAAAAAAAAUGCAUUUCAUUCAAAUUACCUAUAAAUCCUAGUACUGUAUCUGUCUUUGUCAGUCACGUGCCCAAACUAGCGGACACGCCCCCAUGCCCCACCUCGCGCCAUUUUGAGUGUACCACGGAUGUAAACAAACCAGAACAGGAGUAGCUCCGACUCUUCAUUACUGCCUCCAACUUCAUCGCUGGAUAUAAAAAAAACUCCCUCGUUUACGGUAUCAGCGCUUAAAUUUCAAAAACUAUAAAUCUCUCGACGCUCACGGACAUUUAAGGAAUGGCUCGGUGCAGGAUCUCCGCAUUUCGACCGCAGGACCGCGACAACACAGUCCUCACUCUCGUUGCUCUUCUCAGAAUCAUGAUACAGCUCUUACUUGAACAUUGUUGAACUUGAAUUGUACCUUGAAAAUCAUCUUAAACAUCGCAUGACUAAAACAGGUGAAGGAACUGUCGUAAUGACAUGCAAAUUCAUGUAUAUUGCACAAUAUAUUGUUCCAGUGUUGACAUUGCCAUGCAAAGAUGUGCAAUUCUCUCAAUGCAGGACUUAUCAUGUGAAGAGGGAAAAAUUUACUUGAACACGUUAUUCUACAACUAGUGUUAUUUUACUUCAUAUACAUAUUUUAUAUUUCCUUGUAUUGCUAUUUUCUGUUUACCAUUGUGCUGCUGCUGUUUUGUUUGAGAAUUUUAGUAAAAAUUAUAUAUCUAAAAAAGUUAAAACUGUCAACCUUCUCGUUUUGUUAGCAAACAUCGGAUUUCCUAUUCAGUGUUCCACAAAAUUGUUUGAAUGUAAUUAGUAAAAAAAAAAAAAAGUACUUUUCAUUAUCAAAACCAACACUAGUUCUUUAUGUACCUAAGAAAGGCAAAGAGUCAAGAAGACUUCAAAAUUGUCACUGACAUACUUUAUUAAACAGGUUUAAGUCAUCUACAAACGUAUAAAAAAAACUUUGCUUGUACAAACACUAUGAAAAGAAAACUAAUUGUACUAAACUACUGUUGGGCACUGGCUUGUCAGGGCACAGCAGACAGUGACAACCUUAUCCAACAUUGUGGCUUCUUCACCUUCACAUGGAAGAAUCAUGUUUAUGGGUAUGGUUCCUGUUAAGAUAUUAUACUUCUGACAAACAUUUCUGAUGACCCUUUUAACAUGGAUUCUCAGCUGCUCUAGCUGCUGACAGCGGCCUUUUGUAAAUGCUGGGAGUUUGACAUCUGAACACUACAUGCCCACACAUUCUUGUAUGUCAAAACCUCUGUCAGCCAAGACAAUGUCCCCAGGUAACAAAUUAUCAAGAAAAUCACUGUUCAUGUUUGUCACUUGGAUGACCUCCCCAGCCUUUUGAUAAGAAACAAAUGGCUCCCUUAGGUGUAAUACAUGUUAAAUACUUCAUAGUGUGGUGGUGCUUGUAGCUGGAAAACAUUUGGGCACGUGCUUUCAGAUUUGAUGGGUUUUCUGUGAAAAUUUCAAAACAGUCAAUAAUCACAGUCUGUGUCACAUCCUGAUUGGUCCUUUGUGAUUAGCUGAUCACCUUCUUCUCCAGCUUCAUGUGUCCCCUCUUCAAUCUGUAGCUGACCACUUUCUUCUCCAGCAUCAGGUGUCCCCUCCUCAUUCUGUUGGUAACUGUUUAUUUCACCAGGCUCAGAUGGUCCCUCCUUGGUCUGCAGCUCUUCAAUGUUUGCAUCCUGCUGGACCCCCAUCUCUGGUGCUUGCAUUGUCUCUUUCCGUAGCUGCUCACGCCUACUUCGUCUUGCAGAGCGUGUAGUGUUUGUCGGUUUAACAGAUGUGUGUCCCAGAUGUAGGGAUGGUGCCCAGUCUGGGUCAGUCUCCAUCAUUUCAUAAACUGGUUCACCUGCAAUUACAUUAGGUUUUAUUUAGAAAGCUAGGUAAGAUUGGAUAUUUCCAUGGCAUUUAACAAUCGUAAACACUUAAUCAGACAUGCUACCAUCCCAUCAGAUCUCUUAGAUCACAAAAGGAAAUCUCACGCAUUCAUAAAUAUUUCUGUGCAUUUUCGCUGUUUACCUGUCUUUCAAAUCAUUCACUCUAUAAUGUUUUUAUAAACGAUGACUGAAUAAAUUAAACACUUGAUAUUUCACGAACAGAUUAACCCAUUUCCACCGCCCUCCCUCUUUGCCUGUAGUUUACAAGUGAGGCUAGGUAGCUAAGGUUAGCCAAUGAGAAAAUAGCGACUUUAGAAAGCAAAAAACAGCAUAUUCAGUAUCAAUACUUAAAAAAAAAAACCCGACUUGCCUUCAUGAAAAUGCCGAGAGCAAACACGCAGGAAGGGAGAUAUGGUGUCGAAAGUGAUGCCCUUCAGUUUCUUUCACCGCUGCGACCCAGGCCAUCCGACGCCGCUUCGUUAGUUCCUCAACCUGCUGUCCAUAACCUCUCUUCCAGGAGGGAAAACGAAAAAAAUCUUACGUCGUGGUCAACUUUGCUGCCAUUUUUGUCGUGUGAUUUAGUAUGGCAGCCUUUCACACAACACGAGUGUCCCAUUUUAUCAAAGACAAUGAUGAAAGCAAAGACGAUUCUCACUGCUCAGUUGUUUACAAUUAAGUGUGCACUCAAAAUGGCAAUUCGACCCACAAUGCACUGCGGCUUUUGCAAGUGUUACGUCACCUGUCAAAGACCGAUAGACCCUACUCACAUGACGUCACAACCACGCCUCCGCGCCAUAUUGUCCGUCAGCUCGUCGGGUUUAAGCAUUACUGCUACGUAAAUUCCUCCUAUUAUGGCGUGUUUUUCUGCUCGUUAACAUUAAUAAUCAAAAUGGUGAAGGCGUGUGUGGCGGUUGGUUGCAAUAACAGAGAAGAUAGACGGAGAGACUUGGAAGUUCUACCGUAUUCCGAGAUUCUACCGUAGUCCGAGAGACCCGGAGAGGAGAGCAAGAUGGACUGCUGCAAUUCGACGAGAAAACUGGGCACCAAACGAUCACUACAGAUUAUGGAGUAGUCAUUUUAUAUCUGGGGCUCUGCCAUUGCCAAGAUAGUGGGUGCCAAUGCUGCUCAGAAUUCCAAAUUUGACAACACGGUAAAAAUGUGGGUGUUUGAGGAGAUGGUGAACGGGCGCAAACUGACUGAAAUAAUCAACACUGACCAUGAGAAUGUCAAGUACCUUCCUGGACACAAGUUACCAGCAAAUGUGCUGGCAGUUCCAGACUUGGUGGAAGCAUCCUGUGAUGCAGACAUUCUGGUGUUUGUCAUUCCGCACCAAUUUAUUGGGAAAGCCUGUGAUUCCAUGAAGGGCAAGAUAAAGACUGAUGCACUGGGCAUUUCUCUAAUCAAGGGUGUUGACGAGGGGCCCGAUGGACUAAAACUUAUCUCUGAUGUGAUCCAAGAGAAGCUUGGAAUUGCAAUGAGUGUUCUGAUGGGGGCCAACAUUGCCAAUGAAGUAGCAGAUGAAAAGUUUUGUGAAACUACCAUCGGGUGCAAAAAUGAAAACCAUGGGGCUCUCUUAAAGGAGCUCAUGCAGACCAGCAACUUCCGCGUGACUGUCGUGCAGGAGCAUGAUGUGGUGGAAAUCUGUGGAGCUUUGAAGAACAUUGUUGCAGUGGGAGCGGGUUUUUGUGACGGUCUGGGUUUUGGUGACAACACAAAAGCCGCAGUGAUCCGGUUAGGUCUGAUGGAAAUGAUUGCGUUUGCCCGCAUUUUCUGCACGGCCGGGCCUGUGUCCUCUGCGACCUUUCUUGAAAGCUGCGGUGUUGCCGAUCUCAUCACAACCUGCUACGGUGGCCGCAAUCGCAAAGUAGCCGAAGCCUUUGCCAAGACAGGGAAGUCCAUCGAGGAGCUGGAGAACGAGAUGCUGAAUGGCCAGAAACUCCAAGGACCAGCAACUGCAGCUGAGGUCUAUCUCAUCCUCAAACACAAAAACCUGGUUGACAAGUUCCCACUGUUCAACGCCGUCUAUCAGAUCUGCUACCAAGGCCAUCCAGUCACAGAGUUUAUCAGCUGCUUGCAAAACCAUCCAGAGCACAUGUAAAAUGCUAACAGACUGAACAAGUGCCUUCUACAUGGAGAACGUUACCGCGUCAUGUUACUCAUCCAAAAUGUGAGGCGACUCCACUGCUUUCAAGAAAAACAGCGGCCAUCCCACCCACUCCAUGGAGAUGCUGCAUAUCGACUGUUUAGAUGUCAACCAUUUUGUCCUUAACGGAUGGCUAAAGUGCUUUUUAUUUCAUGAAGCGUGUUGAAAGAUUUUAUUGGCUGCCAUUGAGUGAGUUAACACUGCAAAAAUUUUUACCAGACAUCAAUGCAUGUGCUAAAAUUCUAAAGGCCAGCUGAUAUGAACGGGAUUUACCAAAGUGUGUUUGUGGGAUAAUAAUGCCGUCCAUAACCAAAAGUUGUAUAAUCAAAAUGUAACCCUGCUUAAUGUCUUCCUAGCUUUGAGUCCUCGAAUCAUUUCAUGUCUUGUACAUUACUAGUACCUGCGCACAGCAACUUUUUUUUUUUUUUUUU